GCUCCAUCAUCCUCCUCCAGGCAUAACUAUCACUCUCUAAUACCUACCCACCCCUCCUCAUCGUCAAUUAUGGACAGGCCUCCCUCCGUACAGCCUCUUCCACCCAGUAGAGACCUGCAUUACGAUCACCACGGUCCCUCCAACGGCCCGCUCGGCUUGUCCACCGACCGCCCCUCCUCCUUCCACAACCCAUGGCCCUCGUACCGCUUCGCGACGCUCUCAGACGCAUGGCUCGCAUACCAGCGCGGAGCGGCAAUUGCGCCCGCGCAGAAGCAGUCUGAAUGCGACGCGUGUGGCGAGUGGUCGCGCGUUGCGUCGCGGUCCGCGUCCCGCGCCAGCUUCCGUGACAAAGUGGAGAAGGAAGACGAGCGGCCCCCGCCCGGCGGGCUGUUCUACGAUCCCGACGAUGACGACGACGCCGAGGUCGAUGUGUGGACAGACGAGCCGGACGACCUCACAUAUCUUGCGCGCAAAGUUACACACGAUACCGAGCCGCCAGCGGGGUAUAUCCGACCCGAGUUGCGCGCGAUGCAGGACGACGACGACGACGACGAUUGGCGCGAGCCGCCUGUCUGUGUGCGUCCGCCGCGAUGGCUGCGCGGUGAGGGAAGAGAGACGGACCGCGGAGAAGCAGGCCCGCCACGCCCCGCUGUUACAUGGCUCGGACAUGCGAGCACUCUCGUGCAGAUCCCAUUCACAGACGGGAGCGGAAUGGCUGGUAUUCUCUUUGAUCCAAUCUUCUCGCAACGAUGCUCGCCCACGCAGUUCCUCGGACCAGCGCGCAGCCUCGAUCCCCCCUGCUCCGUCGCCGAGCUCCCGCCCAUCCACGUCGUCAUUAUCAGCCACGACCACUACGACCACCUGGACUACAACAGCAUUAUGGAUUUGUGGACAUACCACAACGAGACCGUGCACUUUAUCGUGCCACUGUGCGUCGGGCCGUGGUUCACAGCCUGCGGUAUUCCCGAGGCACGCGUGACCGAGCUCGACUGGUGGUGCGAGGCGCUCGUGCAGUUCCCCUCCACACCUUCCUCAGACUCGGGGCCGUCCACGCCCGCCGCCUCGGGUUAUCCCCCGAUGCGCGAGCCCGAAGUGGACGUAACCUCGCGACUGACCCUCAAAGUCGCAUGCUGCCCCGCGCAACACCGGUCCGGCCGCGGCGUCUUCGACCAGAUGUCUACGCUGUGGGCGUCCUGGGCGAUCGGCGUCGUGCCCCCCAACACCGCCCUCGAGCCCGGCAUGCGCGACUGGCCGACAUUCAAGGUCUUCUUCGGGGGCGACACAGGUUACCGAUACGCGACAGCGCCCGACUCGGACGACACGGCAAUCUGCCCGGCCUUCGCGCAGAUCGGCGAGGCCUACGGCCCCUUCUCGAUCGCCCUCCUCCCGCUCAGUACGGGUAGCUCUCUCCCGUUCCUACGCAAGACGCUCAACAUCUCCCUCGACCAGUACACCCUCACGUCGAGCCAGCACUGCUCGCCGGCGGACAGCCUCAAGAUUCAUGCGGCAGUGCGCGCACGCCGCUCUGUAGGCAUGCAUUGGGGCACGUUCUGCGACGCGUCCGAGGCGCGUGCGACGCGCGUAGACUUUGGGCGCGCACGCCGCGACGCAGCCGUCGGCACAGACUGGGAGAAUCCGGGAAUGAAGGGGGUAUUCAUUGCCAUCGACGUAGGGGAGACGGUUGAGGUGGAGAAGUAAGAGGAGACGGGGGAUGGUGGGGGAGUAGGUGUAGAGAGAGGGUAGAGGAGGUACAGGAGAGUAGAGGUAGAGGCGGGUAGACCAAGAUAAAGGAGGGAAUAGGGCCGGGUAGGACAAUAUUCUUGACUUCUUGACACACGACACCUGUUCAGCAACGGAUGUUACCAUCACGCUCGCGUAAUGAAUGCAUCGAUCGGAC
Messenger RNA from Cutaneotrichosporon oleaginosum, 1897 nucleotides. RefSeq lists its product as uncharacterized. Gene Ontology annotation, molecular function: N-acylphosphatidylethanolamine-specific phospholipase D activity. Gene Ontology annotation, cellular component: cytoplasm; membrane-bounded organelle. NCBI's taxonomy places the organism in Eukaryota, Fungi, Basidiomycota, Tremellomycetes, Trichosporonales, Trichosporonaceae. Gene Ontology annotation, biological process: N-acylethanolamine metabolic process; N-acylphosphatidylethanolamine metabolic process. The record is from RefSeq and is a predicted model, not a curated record.